Erythranthe guttata (spotted monkey flower) is the source of this 1405-nucleotide messenger RNA. The record is from RefSeq and is a predicted model, not a curated record. Lineage: Eukaryota; Viridiplantae; Streptophyta; Magnoliopsida; Lamiales; Phrymaceae.
AAUAAUAAGAUGUGUCAUGCUUACAAAGAUAAGCUACACGUAUGAGGUGAUACAUAGCUAUCAAAACUUAGUCCACAAGUAAUGAAUAUAUAUUAUAGUGAUUUUUAUUUUUUUAGUUCACGCUCCAUUUGUUUGUAAGGUACAAGAUCAACCCAAUAUUUAUUUUGGUUUAGAAUUGAUCAAAUCCAAUUAGGGCACAAAGACAUUGAAUCAGAAUAAAGAAACCCGUCAGUCAGACUGUUGAUCUUUGGGACAUUUCAACAAGCACGUUAUGUGCACUCAGUCGGAUGAAUUGAUCUAAAUAGUAUAGGUCUACAAUUAAUUUAAUAUGGAAAAUCAAGAUAGCUGUGAAGGAGAGAUAUUUGUUGGUCCAUGGGGUUGCUCCGAAGGCAAUAAUAAAUGGGGUGAUUAUAAACCCAAAGGUGGCAUCAAAACAAUUAUAAUCUCAUAUGGUGACGUCAUCAAUUCUAUCAGGUUCGUCGAGCAUGGCUCCAACGAGGCCUCUCCAAUCUUCGGGGAUGACGUAGGUCGCAAAAUUGCUACGGUAAUAAUAAAUCUCAAUCUUGAUCAGUCACCAUAAAUAUAUUCUUUAUGUAUAUGUUAUAUAAUGCAGAUCAAUAUCGAGUGCCCAUCGGAAUAUUUGACCGGCAUGAGUGGGUGUCAAUCGCUAUAUCCGUUUGAUUAUACGGGGAGAUGGGUAAUUGACUCACUGAGUUUUCAGACAAACGUAAGAAAACAUGGGCCAAUCGGGCCCGGUUCAAAUUUUUCGUUUUCCUUCCCCAUGAACGGUGGUAAGAUCGUCGGAUUUCAUCUCCGUGCUGGAAAUUACCUGAAUGCCAUCGGUGUGUAUGUGAAGCCCUUUUGCAGAGCCAGCAGUUGUGCCCUAAAUCCAAUCGAUGACCCCGUUGAAAUCCAAGAGCAAAUUGAUGCUAUCAAAGAUGCUUUCCCCCGUGAUCCGGGGCCUUGGGGUGGUAUUAGUAGUGGAAAAAAGUGGGACGAUGGAGUUUUUUCUGCAGUCAAGCAAAUUCAACUGCACGUUUAUGAACGUGCAAAUGCCAUGAAUUCUAUUCAAUUCGAGUAUGUGACAAGAGAUCGGAGACGCGUGUGGAUGCCAAGGCAUGGUUUCAAUAGGGGUGGCAUUGUCAAAAAAAUUGAUAUUGAUGAAUGUAAAAACGAGUACUUGAUUGGGGUGGCUGGCUUUUAUGGCCCGGUCGAUGGAAUUAAUAAUGGAUUGGACGUGAUUAGAUCGAUCACAUUCUACUCCAAUAAGGGGAAAUACGGUCCGUUUGGUGAUGAAAACGGCACUUAUUUUUCUUCAAUAUCAAGUAGGGGGAAAGUUGUCGGCUUUCAUGGGAGCUCUGGUUCGUACUUGAAUUCGUUAGGUGUGCAUGUUGAGUACUUUUGA